AUGACUUUCGCGGCGCGUCGGAGUCUUCGCCGCUCGCAGACCAUUGACCACGAUGAACUCGCCGAUACAAAAAUCGGGCUGGCCUCGAUGCUUCCCUCCACUCAGCCAAAGCGUCGGGGACGACCGCCAAAGUCGUCAACACCAGUAUCAUGCGGAAAGCUUCCUGGCUCCAAGCCUCGUGGGCGGCCUCGCAGCACUGCUCAUCAGAUUAUGUCUGAUAAACACGUCGCAUUGAGACUGGGUUGGCAAAUGCAGAAAUCCACAAUGGGAAUGCGAGUAGGCAAUGCCGCCCGAACGGUAUACCUUCUUUCGCGCCAGUGGCCAUGGGACUUAGUCGCAGGCUUCGUACCAAAGAAAUGGGGCAUUGAGAUUCUGGAGAGUAUGAGGAAGCUCUUUAGAAUUAUCCAUCGAGUCUUCCCAGCGGAUGAGCGUCAGAACGACUUUCAGUUUGUCAAGAAUUAUCUGCGCGAGCGCGCAAUGAAGCGCGAUCGACGUCGCCCGCAUUUAAAGAACAGCGAUAUCUGGGACGCGUGCUUUUAUUUCGCUGCUGGUGAUAAUUCUAGACGCGAUGCUUCACACACAACAGUGACACGAUUGAAGCGUUCAAUCAGCACGGUCGUGCAAGAAGACGAGCGUGGAUAUCUUGACUACUUAGGCAUCGACCAUUAUGGCGACGAGGAUGAUGAUGAGGAGGAGGAGGAAUAUGUCGACAUUGCUACACCUGCAAAGCGUUCAAUAAUACCCUCCUCACCUUCGCUGAGCCCGAAGCGAGCACGAACGGCCGAGUCUACUGACCCAUGCCCACAAAGCAUCACAGACAUCACCAACUCAUUACAAUCAUUGCACGCCCAGAAGCAAAAAGAGCUCGAGGCGGUAACCAAUUCACUGGACGAGAUUGCAGCUUCAUACCAAGCAAAGGAAGCAACACAAAUGAACCACAUCAAUGCAAAAGUUGACAAAUUAACCUCCGACAUGAAGGAGAAGAUCCUCAAAGUUCGAGGAAUCGUGGAACAGCAACACAAAGACAUGGAAAUGAAAGCAGAUCAUCUCCUACAGCAUUACACGUCGCAAGUUGAGGAAUACGACAGAUUGAUUGCGCAGGCAAACGAUGAUGUCUUAGAAGAGCUGGAUCAGAUGGGGAAGAGCGAUGUUGGCCUGGAAGAUGAGGAGAAGAGGCUGGAAGGACGUGUGAAGGAGGUUCUGGAGGAGGUUAGACACUGCAGUGUUGUCGAGACGUUGGUGAGGUUGGGGCCUGGUGGGAUGGCGAAGUUAUUGGGGAGACUGGAGGGGAAUGGUGUUGAGUUGGUCCAGAUGGCGGAGAGUAUCAUGAAUGAGGCUGAAGAAUAG
Fusarium verticillioides 7600 is the source of this 1347-nucleotide messenger RNA. RefSeq lists its product as hypothetical. Lineage: Eukaryota; Fungi; Ascomycota; Sordariomycetes; Hypocreales; Nectriaceae. The record is from RefSeq and is a predicted model, not a curated record. The transcript has a single exon. Bases 1 to 1347 code for a protein of 448 amino acids.